Leptinotarsa decemlineata (Colorado potato beetle) is the source of this 1899-nucleotide messenger RNA. RefSeq names its product integrator complex subunit 13 asun (gene asun). NCBI's taxonomy places the organism in Eukaryota, Metazoa, Arthropoda, Insecta, Coleoptera, Chrysomelidae. Gene Ontology annotation, biological process: regulation of mitotic cell cycle; centrosome localization. Gene Ontology annotation, cellular component: integrator complex. The record is from RefSeq and is a predicted model, not a curated record.
ACGAUUUGAGCACAGUAUACAGAAAUACUGUGAUUUGAGGUUAUAACCGUGUAAACAAAUAAAUAUGUCUUUUACUUUAUCAAGUAAAUUAUAUCCGGCAAAUCACAAAACUGUAUUUGUACUAGAUCAUACACCCUACUUCGGAAUAUCAUGUGAAAACCCUAUAGAAUUUGAAUUUCUAAAAAGUCGUACUCCAGGUUUCAUACCUAUGAACCCCAUUUCUAAGUCUCUGUGGACUUCUAGUGUUGAAUCAGCUAUAGAGUAUUGUAGGAUAGUGUGGGACUUGUUUCCUCAAGGAAAAUUGGUUAGAUUUAUAGCUAGUGAUACUGUUGCUCAUAUUUUAAACACAUGGAGCCCCCUACAACAAAAUUUAACACAUAUCAUGAACGGUAUGUCUCUAAUAGGUGUACCUCCCCCUCCUCCCCCACGAUCAGUAAGUACGCCUAUGGACCAUACGGUAUUGCACGGUUUACGUGCUGCUAUUGAAGCAUUAAGCGAACCCACUGACUUGCAACAGGAAAAGAUCAGGAACUCCUUAGAAAAUCAUAAAAUACUGAAUAGAGCCAGAGUAAUUUGUAUCACUUCCGCCAGAGAUAACGACAGCAUGAAAAGAUUGGAAGAUAUUUUUUUGACAGUUCUCAACCAACAAAAUAAGGUGUCUUCUUCNUUUGUCAUUGAAAUUAAAUUAUUUGAAUUGUUACGUUUGCAGACCACGCUGAAAUGGUGUACCCCACGAGGAGUGACUGGUUCGGAACUUCAAAAUUGCACUUGCAUGCAUCGAAUAACGCCGGUCGAUGUAAAUUCCAGGCCUUCCCUGUGUCUGAUUAAUUUUCUUUUGAACGGUAGGUCAGUCAUGUUGGAAAUGCCCAGAAAAGCUGGUGGAAAAAUUACCAGUCAUCUAUUAGCUGCUCACGGUGGCGAGAUUUUCAUUCACACUUUGUGUACAGCCAGGUCUGUUCUUGAAGAUCCCCCAUCGAUAUCGGAAGGCUGUGGUGGUAGAGUAACCGAUUAUAGAAUCCCCGAUUUUGGUGCGUUCAUAAAACAGAAUACCUUACUUCCGAUUAAAAUAAAAACCAACGAGGAUGCAGGUCAGCCCAUUCAGAAAAUGAAAACAAGAGUAAAUAGACUGACACGAUAUUGGCCAUUGACAAUAAGCUCCACGUUGAUUUUCAAUUUGAAGAAUUACUUCGAUCCAUUACCGACUCUGAUUACCAAAGAAAAAAUAACAGAUGAAGAAGUUUUUCAAUGUAAGAAGGUCAUCUACAACCUUAUCUCACUCGAAUCUAAGAUGGAACCUCUCCAUCCGCUGAAUACUGGACAGAGAGUAAAAGGGCAGAAAAGGGAAGACCAGUAUAAAUCAAUGUGGAAUGAGUUGGAAACGCUUUUGAAGAAUAAUCUGCAUUCUGACAAUCACAGGAACGUCUACAAUUGCCUGUUAGAAUGCCACAAGUUCAAUUUUGACGAGGAUAAAAUUUCAGAGAAGGUUGAACUAGAUGAAGCUUUGAAUCAGUUGGAUAAUAUUGGUCCAGGAAAAAUUGACCAAGACAUACCCAGAGCUUCAGUUAUCCGAGCCACAACAGAUUCUCCCAUGUCUCCACCACCUUUGGCCAGCAUCAAUCCUCCAUCAUCUAGAGGAUUGAACAGAAGCGGAUCUAUAUAUAAUACUCAGCGAACGCUUUUGGAAAUAUUCACGUCACAGGAGAAGAGCAAGUCCCGCCCUGACUUUGCUGGACGCCAAACAGACAGUCUAGUAUAUAAGUUGUAUCCUAAUCUGAAGUCGGAUGAUCGAGGGCCCCGCGAAGGAAUGGAAGUGGAGUGAAUUGAUUUUCAAACAAUUAUAUAUGUAAUUAUCGUACUGUAUAGAGAAUAAUUAAACAGUUUAUUUUUUUACAAUUGAAA